Messenger RNA from Cylindrotheca closterium, 384 nucleotides. Lineage: Eukaryota; Bacillariophyta; Bacillariophyceae; Bacillariales; Bacillariaceae. The record is from the annotation of a GenBank genome assembly.
AUGGAAAUUUCAAACCUUUCUUUGAGCGAACAAGAGAAUGGGCUUGCAUGCAUUUGGAUCUACUGCAUGGGAGACGACGAAGAAGAUGUGGCCAUGUGGGACGAAGCAUCUAUAUCCUCGCCAUCCUUCACGACAGAAGACGAGGAAUGCAGCUCCCCAGCUCGAAGGUCCGCCUCCAUCUACAACGAACAGCAAGUCGAAACUCAUGUCAAGUCCUCUGUCUCUGCUGCCAUGGAGCGAGCUCGCCAAAGGCACUCCCUUAAUCUGGAACGAAAAGGCAGCCCUCGAAGCAGUCCACGAAGCAGCCCACAAAGCUUGAAGGACCGCAAAAGAGUGAGGCUAUCCAUGGUCACAGCAUUGUCAAAACCGAACUUGGAUCUAUAA